AUGUCACAAAAUGGCGACCGCCAUGAAGCUGCUGGCUGUGUCGUUUCUACGCAGUUUGUAAGACUGUCGUUUCGAUGGAAUUUUCCACUGUUCGCCGUUUGCCAGAUGAAAGUCGCUGGAUCGAUUGACCCGAGGAAUUUGUGUAAAAGUGGAAAGUGGGCAACUUUACGGCGCAGGGUCGCAGCAUCGUACGCUUUAUAGCCUAUGCUAGCUGGCUGAUCGCUUUAGGCUGAAGUACCGGGCGUGCGGAUGUUUUGCUGAAUUUUGCUCCUUUCUACUCCGGCUUUGCUUGUCGUUCUUAUAGCAGCGCGCAGCUUUUGAAGCGCCCUGACAUUAUCUGCGUCGUGCGGGCAUGGAGUACCUCGCAGGCGGUGCCGGUACGGUUCUGCUCAGUGGCAGCAAUGUCCCUGCCUUUCUCACCAAACUUUGGACUUUGGUGGAGGAUCCGGACACCGACCCGCUCAUCUGCUGGAGUCCGAAUGGUAACAGCUUCCAUGUGUUUGAUCAAGGAAGAUUCUCCAAGGAAGUCCUUCCUAAGUACUUCAAGCAUAACAACAUGGCGAGCUUUGUGCGGCAGCUUAAUAUGUACGGCUUCCGCAAAGUGGUUCACAUCGAGCAGGGGGGUCUGGUAAAGCCAGAGAAGGACGACACGGAAUUCCAGCAUCCUUACUUCAUCCGGGGCCAGGAGCACCUGCUGGAGAACAUCAAGAGGAAGGUUACCAACGUGUCUAAUAUUAAGCACGAGGACCUUAAGAUGAGCCAGGAGGAUGUGUCCAAGCUGCUGAGUGACGUGCAGGUCAUGAGGGAAAAGCAGGAGACCAUUGACUCCAAGAUCAUCACCAUGAAACAGGAGAACGAAGCUCUCUGGAGGGAGGUGGCCACCCUUCGGCAGAAACACUCCCAGCAGCAGAAAGUCGUCAACAAGCUCAUCCAGUUCCUGAUUACGCUGGUUCAGUCCAACAGAGUCUUGGGCAUGAAGAGGAAGAUCCCCCUAAUGCUGAACGACAGCAGCUCAACCCACUCCAUGCCCAAGUUCAGCCGGCAGUACUCGCUGGAGCACAUGCAGGGCACCUCAGCUUUCUCGGCACCCACAACAUUCGGGGCGGCAAACCUCUUCUCGUCGGAUGAUCCUAUGAAAUCAGGCCCAAUCAUCUCUGAUGUUACUGACAUGUCACAGUCCAGCCCCAGUGAGAUCGCUGAUGAGUGGACGGAGGAGAGGAUGAGUCCGCUGGUGCACAUUAAGGAAGAGCCCGGCAGUCCUGCCUGCAGCCCCGAGGAGGAGCCGGUGGGCGAGGUGGGGGUCUGCGUUCCUGCGGACACCCCUCUGUCCCCCACCACCUUCAUCAACUCCAUCCUGCAGGACAAUGAGCCCAUCCCAACCCCAACGCCGACCCCUACCCCCACCCCCGCGCCAGCUCCGGCCCCCAUUGAGCUGCAGGGGCCCAAGUGUCUGAGUGUGGCCCGCCUAGACAAAUCCCCACAGAUGUUGGGAAUCUCUUGUGUUAUCCCAAGUCCUUCCCCUCAUCCCAGAGCGCCUCCGGGGAGUGAGCUUGCCGACCAUUUGGAAUCCAUCGACACUGGCUUGGAGAACCUUCAGGCAAUCUUGAAUGGACAGUCCAUCAAUUUCGACCCAUCUCCACUUUUUGACAUCUUCAGCACUUCACUGUCUAACACAGAAUUCAGCCUACCAGAUCUGGAUUCAAGUCUUGCAAGCAUUCAGGACUUGCUGGUUCAAGAUCAAAAGGCAGCUGAGACCAGUACCAGUCCCAGUGAUGCUGGGAAGCAGCUGGUCCAGUAUACCGCCCAGCCUGUGCUCCUGGCGGACCCGGUCAGCGUCGACAACGCCGGCGAGGACUUGCCCAUUCUCCUGGAGCUGGAAGGGGAUUCCUACUUCGGCAGUGAUGCCGAGGACCCCGCCAGCUCCCUGCUCUCCUCCGACUACCAGAGCAACGUCACCGAAGACACCCAGCUGUCCUAGGUGGGGCGUCGGUGUGUCGGGCGUGUGGACGCACCCAGCCGGUUCUGAUCGUCAUUGCCGUGCCGGCGAAAUGGGGGACAGGAAGUCGAACACGGGUGUUAAAGGAGGGGCUGCCUGCCUGGUUCUGCUGAGGCUCCUUUUGGGGGACACCUAAAAAACCACAACCGCUUACUUAACACACACUUCGGGUUCUGAGUCUUUGUGCCGCGCUAAGCCCGCUAGACUGCAGCCGUAGUUUCCAAGCCCUCUCCGGUCAUAAUCCUUCCGAAAUAUCCGGACACAGUGGCUAGUUUGCUUUCCCUUCCUGCUGGGUUACAGUUGCUACGGGCGACGGAGAAGCAUAGGUACAGUACGACUUGGACCCAUUUUAUGCAAGGAUGGGUCAUCAUCGUUAUUUGUUUUGCAUAUGUUUAAAUACCAAGAAAAGGUAUUGCAUUUGGGAUUAAGGAGACAGAGACAACACGCGGACUCUUAGCGUAGCGUGCCGAAUAAUCCUUUCCUCUGCAUAGUCUCCCAGUUCAGUUCUCAAGCAUCUGUGCACAGAGGUAUACGAACACGUUUCUAGUGAUGGCUCAGUUAGCCUAAUAAAUGUAUUUAUUUUAGAUAUAAUGUCACAGACGGAGUGUUUAAAGAGUACUAUUUUUGUAAGCUAAACCGUACCGUGAUCGAUGAACUGCAAAGAGUAUAAAGGGAGCGUGGUUUUUUAAAAAGUUUGGGGUCCCCUUGAACGCAGAGCUCUGUAUAUAUUUGUUAUAUACCAUACAUUUAUACAUUACUUUUUUAAAGCGAGUAUAGGUCAUCCUUCCUUUCCCUCGUUUCUUGACCGCCAACUUGGUGAGUGAUGCACGCUCUGUGGUAAUGGGGGCUCGUGGUGACCAGUCUCCCCCCGGCCGCCGUGGAUUUCACAGGGUCCUCCCUUCCUCAUUUAUUCUCACUUGUUCGCUGGGGUGUGUGCAUUUGCUUUCUGCAAACAGGCUAAUCCCGACUUGAGGGCUUUGAUUUUAAACAUUCUUACUCCCGGCCCCCUGGAAUUCUGGGACGUGUGACUGCUGCUAUGUCUGCGCGUGUGUGUGUGCGCAUGUGUGUGCACACGCGUGUGUUCCCACACUUGCUGAUAAAUCACUGAUAUAUAUACACUUAACUUUCCAAUAACAAAAUUAGCCAUCCAAUAAAUGUCAUUGUGUGGAAACACUUGUAUGAGUAUCUCAUUACGCAUGUGGGCAAGACUUGGUUUAUAUUAAGUUUCAAGUAAACAUGAUUGUAUUGAAAUAGUUUCAAUAUAACUCUUGGCAAAUACAGUGGUACCUCAGUUCUAGAACUCAUUUCUUAGAAGUCGAACCAACCAGUUCCGAAAAAAAAUGACCUAGAACUCGAUCUGAAUCCAGAAGUGGAACCGUGAACGCUGACCUAAGAUAACUUGUAUGUGCGGGGAAAUGAGUCACGCGGCACGUCUCUCUGCGGAAAUAAAGGGUAACGCUUCAGUCUCAGCAUCGCAUUCACUGUAAUAGCAUUGUUUGUUGGUGAUAGUGCUUUUUUUAUUGGAAAUAUUAGGUAAUACACUGUACUUUAUAUCAUUUUGGUAGCCAUUGCUCACCAAAAAGUUACGCAGUAGUUAAAACCUAAAAGUUUGCGAUUUACAAACAAAUUAACGAAUACAGACUAAUAAUAAAAAUAUACAAUGGACCGCAUGGCAUAGUCUAGUGUUGGGGCAUGGCUUGAUGAUGUCACAAUCUGCUGAGCCGGGACUGGGGAUGCUGGGACAGGACUCAAGCGAUCGGGAAACGCAGGGUUUAAUUCAGAACAGGCAGAACAACACAAUGACAUUACAAUGA
Paramormyrops kingsleyae is the source of this 3810-nucleotide messenger RNA. RefSeq names its product heat shock transcription factor 1 (gene hsf1). The record is from RefSeq and is a predicted model, not a curated record. Gene Ontology annotation, biological process: regulation of DNA-templated transcription. NCBI's taxonomy places the organism in Eukaryota, Metazoa, Chordata, Actinopteri, Osteoglossiformes, Mormyridae. Gene Ontology annotation, molecular function: DNA-binding transcription factor activity; sequence-specific DNA binding.